AUGCUGGCGGCCGCUGAUGCGGCCGCGCUGCACGAAGAUGCCCACGGGAGAUCUCCUUCAUCGUCUUCCAAAAAUUCCAAGACGCAUUCAACCUUUCUCCCCCAUUCAGAUAAUCAAAGACGCCAAAGAACUCCGUUUGGCCCGGUCCCAAUCGAGGACCGUGAUUUCACCCUCAUGUUUGCCUCCAUAUCAUGGUAUGCGCCAGCUUGUGUGCGCCAAGUUACUUCCGUUAAGUCAUAUCGUGGUUAA
Molecule: messenger RNA, 249 nt
Organism: Colletotrichum lupini
Lineage: Eukaryota; Fungi; Ascomycota; Sordariomycetes; Glomerellales; Glomerellaceae
Exons: 4
Coding region: 1-249 (82 amino acids)
Source: RefSeq, a predicted model, not a curated record